Acanthosepion pharaonis is the source of this 1641-nucleotide messenger RNA. NCBI's taxonomy places the organism in Eukaryota, Metazoa, Mollusca, Cephalopoda, Sepiida, Sepiidae. The record is from the annotation of a GenBank genome assembly.
AUGUCAUCGUCUCUCCUUCUCAAACACAUUGUUUAUAUCAUAACUUCUCUUUCUUUCUUUCUCUCUCUCUCUUUCUCUCUCUCAGACACGUUCUUUAUAACAUUCUUUAUAUCAUCUUUUCUCUCUCUCUCUCUCUCGAACAUUCUUUUAAAUCAUUUCUUCUCUCUCUCUCUCUCUCGAACAUUCUUUAUAUCAUCUUUUCUCUCUCUCUCUCUCUCUCGAACAUUCUUUAUAUCAUCUUUUCUCUCUCUCUCUCUCUCUCUCUCGAACAUUCUUUAUAUCAUUUUCUCUCUCUCUCUCUCUCGAACAUUCUUUAUAUCAUUUUUUCUCUUUCUCUUUCUCUCUCUCUCUCUCUCUCUCAUACACUCUUUAUAUCAUCUUCCCUCUUUCCCUCUCUCUCGAACAUUCUUUAUAUCAUCUUUUCUCUUUCCUCUCUCUCUCAUACACUCUUUAUAUAAUCUUCCCUUUCUCUCUCUCUCAAACAUUCUUUAUAUCAUCUUUUCCCUUUCUCUUUCUCUCGAACAUUCUUUAUAUCAUCUUUUCUCUCUCUCUCUCUCUCUCUCAACAUCUUUAUAUCAUCUUUUCUCUCUCUCUCUCGAACAUUCUUUAUAUCAUCUUUUCUCUCUCUCUCUCUCUCUCUCGAACAUUCUUUAUAUCAUUUUCUCUCUUUCUCUCUCUCUCUCUCUCGAACAUUCUUUAUAUCAUCUUUUCUCUCUCUCUCUCUCUCUCGAACAUUCUUUAUAUCAUCUUUUCUCUCUCUCUCUCUCUCUUGAACAUUCUUUAUAUCAUUUUUCUCUCUUUCUCUCCUCUCUCUCUCGAACAUUCUUUAUCAUCUUUUCUCUCUCUCUCUCUCUCUCGAACAUUCUUUAUAUCAUCUUUUCUCUCUCUCUCUCUCUCGAACAUUCUUUAUAUCAUCUUUUCUCUCUCUCUCUCGAACAUUCUUUAUAUCAUUUUCUCUCUUUCUCCCCCUCUCUCUCAUACACACAUUAUAUCAUCUUUCUUUCUCUCCCUCUCUAUUUUUCUCACACAUAUACACUUGUAUAUCAUCAUCUUUCUUUCUCUCUCUCUCAUACACAUUCUUUAUAUCAUCAUCUCUCUCUCUCUCACUCUCUCACACACACAUGUUCUUUAUAUAAUCAUUUCUCACAUUCUUUACAUCAUAUUCUUUCGUUCUCCCCCCCUCUCUCUCUCUCUUUCUCACAGACAAAUUUUUAUAUCAACUCUCUCUCUCUCUCUCUCUUCCCAUACAUUUUUUAUAUCACUUUCUCUCUCUUUCCCACACAACUAUUUUAUAUUAUCUUCAGUCUUUCUCUCUCCUCCUCUCUCUUUCUGACUUUUUUAUUAUCUUCUCUCUUUCUCUCUCUCUCUCCCACGCAUUACUUAUAUCAUUAUCUCUCUAUCUUUCUGUUUCACAUCUGUUGUAUAUUAUCUUCUCUCUUUUUGUCUCUCUCUCUCACUACUUUUAUAUCAUCUUCUCUCUUUCUCUCUCUCUCAUACACACAUUAUUUCUAUCAUCUCUUUCUCUUUCUCUCUAUCUUUUUCACCUUUUUUAUAUCAUCAUCAUCAUCAUCAUCAUCAUCUCUCUCUCUCUCUCUCUCUCUCUCUCUCUCUCUCUGGUGGAGAGGUGACAUACGUGUAUAG